This is a messenger RNA of Puntigrus tetrazona (Sumatra barb), 3813 nucleotides long. RefSeq names its product oxidative stress induced growth inhibitor family member 2 (gene osgin2). Lineage: Eukaryota; Metazoa; Chordata; Actinopteri; Cypriniformes; Cyprinidae. The transcript is spliced from 6 exons. The coding region runs from base 381 to 2156 and encodes 591 amino acids. The record is from RefSeq and is a predicted model, not a curated record.
UCGCUCUGCAUGCCUGCCGGUGCGGCACGAGGCGCAGAUGAUGCUGGACGGAGACCGACGCCUCGCAGUUUUUCCGCGCUGCAACCCUGGAGUACCGCGCGUGAUUCAGCGACGUGUUACGUCUUUUUAAUAUCGUUCAGCAUCGUUCACACGUCUUACGUAUCCCGCGCGUUUACCAGAAAACAGCCGGCAGCAUCUUUAGAAAAUCAGUCGUCCAUGUCAUCCUGUGACUCGGCGUGGAUCCUCCCACCAGGGAUACGGACUAUUUAUACAGCGUGCAGCAUCCCGAGCCUUCUAGAGAUACGAAAUCUGAAUCUGAAAAAAACAGAGAAUCUGAAGAUUUUCCGUUUGGAGUGCCAGCUCUAAUUCUGGCUGCCAGUAUGCCUCUGUUGGAAGAAAGUUCUGUGCCGAGGGAUUGUACUCGAACUGUGCCAUUAGUCAUCAUUGGUAACGGUCCUUCAGGUAUAUGCCUGUCGUACCUUCUGAGUGGAUAUACUCCUUAUUUAGAUCCAAUGGCUGUGCACCCAAAUCCUAUCCUUUUUCGUAAACUACAAGAAGCCAAGCAGCUUCCCAUCACAGAACAGGAUUUGGAGUUUCUUUGCGAAGGUUUAGAGGGUCGUUCAGGAAACCCUGUGGCGGUGCUCUUUGACACACUCCUUCAUCCAAAUGCAGAUUUGGGCUUCGAGUUCCCCUCUGUACUGCAGUGGAGGCUGGAAAAGAAACAUCACAUUCCUCAUCUCGUUUUGGGCAAAGCCACACCAGGUGGUGCCUGGCACGCAAUGGAAGGUUCGAUGCUGACCAUUAGUCUUGGUAUAUGGAUGGAGUUACCAGGAGUCAACUAUAGAGAUUUGACCUCGGGCAAAAGAAGGUCGGUGUCAAAUGAUCGAGCCACUCCAGAUGAGAUCUCUUCAUACUACAAAAAUUAUGUCAAGCUCAUGGGUCUCCAGAAGAACUUUGUGGACAAUACCUAUGUCACCUCUGUUCAAAAACUUCACCGCAGUCAUGAAAAAUGUCUUGGAAAUGAAAAGAACACUGUACAUGGUCAAUUGAAUAGUGUAAAAAUGGGGUUUGAUUAUUGCAAUAAGAACAGCACUGAGAAUGGUCAGAAUGGACUGGUAAAUGGGUUUAGCAAUGAGUUACAAAAUGGAAUGGAGAAUAGCAGUAGAAGUGGGGAUAUUGGGGAGGAUGAUGAAGAUAAAAGAGGCAAUGAAAGAGUGAGGGAGAGUAUUGGGGUUUCUCAAGGACUUUCACAGGGACUCUGGGAGGUCAGGGGCUACCAGCAGCUCCAAGGUGACACUCAUGUCCCGUUUAGCUUAUUUGCUGAAAAUGUUGUAUUAGCAACAGGGGCAUCUGACUCACCAGCUCGACUGGGAGUAGAGGGGGAGGAUCUCCCUUAUGUGUUCCACAGUGUGCAUGACCUUGGGGUGGCUUUAAGCUGUCACAGCAAACUGGGCUCUUCCUCUGACCCUGUGCUGGUUGUGGGGGCUGGGCUUAGUGCAGCCGAUGCAGUGCUGUGUGCCCUAAAUCAUAGGAUCUCUGUAUUGCAUGCAUUCCGUAAGCGUGCUGAUGACCCGGGUCUCAUCUUCAAACAGUUGCCAAAGACACUUUACCCUGAAUAUCACAGGGUCUACCACAUGAUGUGUUCCCAAGUUUACCCAGCACCCCCUGUUGCCAAUCCCACAGCUCCUAAUCCAUCAUUGUUCCCUGACUACACCAGCUUCCCUGAGCACUGUAUGCUCUCCUUCCAGCCUGACAUGCACUGUGUGAUGAGGGGAUCCAAUGGUGUCCUUAGAGUCUUCAAAGUCUCUAUGGUGCUAGUUCUUAUCGGGACCUAUCCCAACUUGUUCUUCUUGAAGGAGCAAGGGCAGUACCUUGGUUUGGAUCCCAGUAGGCCAAUCUCCUGCAGACAGAAUCCCAUCGACAUAAACCCUUACACUUUCGAGUGCAACGCUGAGCCUGGGCUCUUUGCCAUGGGACCCCUUGUUGGUGACAACUUUGUGCGCUUCUUAAAAGGUGGUGCCCUUGGCAUUGCUAGCUGUUUGCGUAAGAGGCUGAAACAGAGGAUUGAGAAGAACAGGAAAUUGAUCACCGAGGAAGGAGGGUGUGGAGGACGGGGAAGAAAAGGAAGUGGGGGCGGCGGAGGAGGAUUUGUCUAAGGCUCCAAGAAAAGGUGCCUUAGGACAAAAGUCCUGGAAUACAUCUAAUUUUUAUAUGUAUGCAGUGAAAACUAAUGAAACUACAACUUUCCUACAACUUACAAGAGAAAGUACACAUAAAAAUAAGCAGAAGCAAGGAGAAACUUCUCUCUUCCCAAUGGUGUCUUAUAUUGACUGUCUUGCAAAAGGAGUUUUUGCUGGUCAGGAAUAACGUGCCAAUAUGUCAGUGUCAUGGAGUGUGCUUUACCUCUUGUUGUUACAAAUGCUGUUUGUUGCCUUGUUGUUUGUAAUUAGUUACCUGCUCUUACACUACAUCAUAGAUAGCGUAUCUUUCAGUUAUGAAUGCAGUGCCUAAAGGGGCGUUCACACAGACAGUGUUUUGUAGCGACAAAGCAAAAAAGCAUAAUUACAAGCAACAAACAUGCUGUUGAGAAGUGUUACAGUUUGGCAGAGCUAAAAGAUGCAGCAACUAUCAGUGGACCGUGAUUUGUCACAAAACUGGAUACAGAGGCAGAGUAUGAACGCCUAUUAAACAUCAACAGCUCAGAAACUCAGAUUUAAUAUCUGUCAGUGUGAACACACCAUACAUCAAGGAGGCUUGCACUAAACAGUAAAAGAAAGCAAUACCAAAAGAGCAGAUGACUUAGAAUGAAGGCCUAGCUCAUAAAGAUUAUGUUGCAGUCUCUAUUAAUGUUUUUGCUGUGAAAUGCCAUUUAACGCACAAUUAAUGAAUAUUAAUACGCACAAAAUUUCCAAAACCUUGAUGAGCUAAUAAUGAGCCAAUCCAUUUCUUGGUCUAAAAACGAUACAAAAUCAUGGCCUUAUCUCAAAAAAUGUAUUACGUUGUUCAUUUGGAUAUAAAUGCUAAUACCGAACACAUAGCACUUUAAACAAACAUUAAUUUCAUCCAGUGAUUCUAUGGUACCCAAGCCUGCAUUACAGGCUCCCAAAAUAAUCUGUAUUACUACUAAAAGAAAACUAUGAGGCCACAUUGUAAGACCUGGACUAUGUGUAUCUUUUCCUUCAGACAAGAUCAAAACCAACCUUAUUUUUCAUUGUAAACUAAAACAAGUGCCAAACCUUUGAAAUACAGUACAUUUUCAUUUGCAGUAACCAUGGUGUUUGUCAGUCAUUCUAGUAGUUAAGUAAAAUAGAUAAACAAGAAUGUUUUGCAUUACAGAAAAUUUUGAUUAAUCCAAUGUGCUAUGUUUUAGAAAAUUUUACUCCUAAAUAAGGUAUCUCAUAACACUCAAUAGUGAAAUAUUACUUCAUAUUCAAAUAAAUGUUUUAUUGCUUUGAAAUAUUAACUAAAAUAACUUUUGAGCUUGCACUGUUAAGUUUUCACCUCAGCCAUUCGUACUGAUUGCUGAGGGAAUCUUUGUGUGGAGUGACAGUUUAGAUAGUAGAUAUCAUCAUAAGACUUGAAGGUACACUUGAAGGAACCAAAACCAUAAGAAGACAAAUCAGAGCUUUUAGAAGUAAAGUCCUUUAAUUCAAUGCAGGACGGUCAAAGCUGCAUUACAAGGUGAUGUAUUGCGGGGUGGAGGCAAAAUACAACCUGCUCAAUUUUGUAAAACUCAACUUUUAAUAUAUACAUAUAGGUUUUGUACAAAGUAUUUUUUAUUAUAGACCAAUAAAUCUCUAAUAAAAAUGGAAA